This is a messenger RNA of Elaeis guineensis (African oil palm), 2572 nucleotides long. Its product is annotated as protein INCREASED PETAL GROWTH ANISOTROPY 1. NCBI's taxonomy places the organism in Eukaryota, Viridiplantae, Streptophyta, Magnoliopsida, Arecales, Arecaceae. The record is from RefSeq and is a predicted model, not a curated record. Gene Ontology annotation, cellular component: cortical microtubule. Gene Ontology annotation, biological process: protein localization to cortical microtubule cytoskeleton.
CCGGGCAUUUCUCCAUUCAAUACAAUGGCGACAUGUCAUGGCAGGAUGUUUCGGUAUCCGGACCAAAACAGCUGAUCGGAUUGCCACCGCAUCGUCCAGCAAUGCCUGCUGUUGCAGUGUUCCGGCGAUAUAUCUGUUUCCUUCCAGGGAGUCUCCCACCCCGCCUCGUUCUUUUUUGGGCUAACUUCCCCCCUCGUUUCAAAACUUUGGAUCCCAGGACAUAAAAGAAAGAAAGCAGACCGUUCCUCGACUUCUGUGUUCCCUCCCACUCUCUUCGUAUCUCCACCACGACACAAAAAGACUCCGCCACCGCUCUCUCUCUCCCUCGCUUUGAUUGGAACAUUAGAAAGCAAAGAAAAAGCCCACGCGACGCGAGCCGCCUCUAUCGUUUGAUUCAAAUUGAACGGUUCAAAGGUAGUGUAAAGAGGAGAGGGCGAUGGUGGCCGGAAAGGUCAAGGCAGCGAUGGGGUUCCAGAAGAGCCCGGUGACCCCCAAGUCGGUGACGCCCCUGCGGUCCUCGUCCUCCCCGAGUUCCCAGAAGGCUCCGCCCUCCAACCACAAGGGCGGCGCCGCCGUCUUCGCCCGCUCCUUCGGCGUCUAUUUCCCCCGCUCCUCCGCCCAGGUGCAGCCGCGGUUGCCGGACGUCGCGGAGCUCCUUCGCCUCGUGGAGGAGCUCCAGGAGAAGGAGUCCCGCCUCCGCACCCAGCUCCUCGAGCAGAAGAUCCUCAAAGAGACCGUCGCCAUCGUCCCAUUCCUCGAGAUGGAGAUCUCCUCCAAGAACGACGAACUCGGCCGGCUCAAUGAGAGGGCCGAGCGCUUGGAGGCGGAGAACGAGGCGCUACGACUCGACGUUGAGAGCUUGCGGUCCAAGAUCGAGGACGAAGAGGAGGAAGGCCGGGGGAAGGAGGAGAGGAUCAAAGAACUGAAGGCGGAGAUCGAGGAGAUGAAGAGGACUGUCUUGGAGCAGAGCUCCGGCGAGUCGAGGAGGCUCUCCGGCGGAACAACGGAGAUCGACGAGUGCUCCUCGUCCCAGAGGUUCCAGGGGCUCAUCGACGCCUCCGCGAGAUCAAAUCUUCUCAAGAACUUGAGAAAAGGCCCAAAAUCCACCGACAUUGCUUCAAAUCAUGAGGUUCAGAAGCCGGAGCUUAAGGAUCCGAAGGCAGAGGAAGGGGAAACCGAAAGGGCCCGACAAUCUCGCUGCGAGCGAGAAGAGAUUUCAAAACCUCGAGCUCCAAGGGUUCCAAGACCACCUCCGAUGCCUUCUAUGUCCUCCAGCUCCACCUGCUUUUUGUCCUCAUCGGAAUCCUCGUCUACCUCUGAGACGACCGCUAUUACAAGAGGCAAACCUCCCAACUUGGUGGGCUUGGCACCGAUGCCGCCGCCGGCCCCGGGAGCCGGAGCGCGGCCUCCUCCUCCGCCUCCGCCGCCACCUCCUCCUGCGAAAGGGUCAAGAUCGGCGGCGGCGUCCGUGAGGCGGGUGCCGGAGGUAGUGGAGUUCUACCACUCGCUAAUGCGGAGGGACUCGAAGCGGGAGUCCGGAAGCGGAGUGCCGGACGCGCCCGCCGCCGCGAACGCGCGAAACAUGAUAGGCGAGAUCGAGAACCGGUCUGCUUACCUCCUUGCCAUAAAGACGGACGUGGAGACGCAGGGGGAUUUUAUUAGGUUCCUCAUAAAGGAGGUGGAGAACGCCGCGUUCGCCAACAUCGAAGACGUGGUCGCCUUCGUCAAAUGGCUCGACGAAGAGCUCUCUUUCCUGGUAUUCUUUGUUACCGUCUUUGCAAUGAAAUGGGAAACGGGGUCCAGGUCAGUGACUGGGAAACGGCAAUUCCAGGUGGACGAGAGGGCGGUGCUGAAGCACUUCGACUGGCCGGAGCAGAAGGCGGACGCGAUGCGAGAAGCCGCGUUCGGCUACUGCGAUCUAAAGAAGUUGGAGUCGGAGGCGUCGUCCUUCCGCGACGACCCCCGCCAGUCCUGCGCUUCUGCUCUCAAGAAGAUGCAGGCCCUUUUGGAGAAGUUAGAGCAAGGGGUCUACAACCUCUCACGUGUCCGAGAAAGUGCGGCGACGAAAUACAAGGGUUUUCAGAUCCCCUGGGGAUGGAUGCUUGAAACUGGAUUCGUCAGUCAGGUACUUUACCAGAUCAAGCUAGCUUCAGUGAAAUUGGCAAUGAAAUACAUGAAAAGAGUCUCUUCUGAGCUUGAGGCCAUAGCAGGCGGUCCUGAAGAAGAGGAGCUCAUGCUCCAGGGUGUUAGAUUUGCCUUCAGAGUGCACCAGUUUGCAGGAGGUUUUGAUGUCGAAACAAUGCGUGCAUUCCAGGAGCUAAAAGAUAAAGCUGGUUCCCUCCGUUACCAGUGCUAAAGCCAAAUCCCAGGCCAAAACCAUCAGCGGAAGCGUGCAGCUCGGCAUCUUGUCAGACUGGCAAGCAGUUUUUUUUUGUAAAGUUGGCCAUAUUGUGCUAAUUGCUAGAGCCAUUUUAUUUAUACGUUCAUCGCCAUUCUAUUUACGUCAUUAUAAGACACCAAACUUACACGAGGAGGAAAGCUGAAAAGUUCAAACAAACUGUUGCUUAGUGCA